Fusarium verticillioides 7600 is the source of this 393-nucleotide messenger RNA. RefSeq lists its product as hypothetical. The record is from RefSeq and is a predicted model, not a curated record. NCBI's taxonomy places the organism in Eukaryota, Fungi, Ascomycota, Sordariomycetes, Hypocreales, Nectriaceae. The coding region runs from base 1 to 393 and encodes 130 amino acids. The transcript is spliced from 3 exons.
AUGCCUAAGAACUCGGGUUACGGAGCUGCCAAGUUUGCCUUAAUCUGGCUCACUAAGACUCUUUGCAUUGAGGGCAAGGAGUACAACAUCUCUGUCAAUGCUGUCGCUACAGCUGGAUUCACCGACCAACUCAUGGCGAACAGUGAGGCCAACCAGGGUCAGGAACUCAUGAAGCAGUUCGGCCCCAUUACUGGCGAGACCAUUGGUGCUAUGGGAAAGAUUGUGACUCGCAUUUUUGUAGCUGAGACGCAUGGCUUCCAGGGUGCUGCCGGGGAGGAAUGGACGCCUAAGACGGUACGGGACAACUGGAAAAAAGUAGACGACGGAAAGGAAUUUGGUAUUUGGAGAAAUACUAAUGAAAUGGAAGCAGCAGUCUUCCCCCGUCUUAUCUAG